AUGUUACCUGCUGCUACAGUUACCAGCAUCAGCAGAAAUGAUGCCAUGCGUAAGUGGUGGGGCCUCAUUUUGUACCGUGCACAUGAAUUCUCCAAGAAUUCAGAUGAUGCUCCUAAAAAGGAUGGCAGGCAACGAAGGCAUCAAAUUCGAUCCAGUGGAUAUCUACUGAAAGCACAGCCCAGCAAUGCAAAAUUGGAUACUAAAAAUUGGGAUAAAAGGCUUUUUAAGGUUUCUCCACAUAUGUGUGAAUUUGCGCUGUGUUACACAUACGCUAGUUGGAAGCAUUUAUUAAAUGUCAGCAUAAAUUCUUCCGUAGCUAAGAGAAAUAAGGAUCUGCAGAUGUCUCCAAACAUUUCUGUAUCAUUCAGAAAACCCAAUAAUUUAAAUUGGUGUUUUGCUUUAAAUGGUCUAAAUGAUGAGAAAUUAGCCAAGUCCUCUGCGAGUGAAGGAUUACAGCACAAGCUGAGACAUGCUGAACUGGAACAGAAGUCAUGGUCAUUUAACACUAUAAAUAUAAGUGAAUUAAAGAAUCUGGCCCCCAGGGUCGCCUCUGUCAUCCGGUCAAUCGGUCCCAAAAAAUAUUCCCUUACUUGCGAUUGUAAACAACCACUACGAGAAGGCUGGCUUAAUACACCGGAGCAUUUGUUAUUAGCGGCAUUAUAUAUGGAGAAGUUUAGCUAUUGUGAUGAUCGUUCAGAUUACACUUCCUCCUUCGCAGUAGAUGACGUCCGUUCUCGAACAAGGUUCGUGUUCCCUGACCAACUGUCAAAUAUUAUAAAUUUACCGAGGUGUUCUAAGUAUCGAUUAUUUGAGUACAUCUCCUGCACAAAUUUUGUGGUUCAAAAUAAGCGUCUAACAUCUAAGUUAAGAAGUUAUACUUUUAUUUUUACUUACGCAAUACAAAAUUCCAAGUUCUGCAAUAGUUACAAUCACAGUUUUUUAUAUUUAUGA
This is a messenger RNA of Echinococcus granulosus, 951 nucleotides long. RefSeq lists its product as hypothetical. NCBI's taxonomy places the organism in Eukaryota, Metazoa, Platyhelminthes, Cestoda, Cyclophyllidea, Taeniidae. The transcript has 8 exons. The coding region runs from base 1 to 951 and encodes 316 amino acids. The record is from RefSeq and is a predicted model, not a curated record.